CCUCUCUCUCUCUCUCUCUCUCUCUCUCUCUCUCUCUCAUUUUCUCUAUUUUUUUAACUAUGGAGGAGUUGGGUUCUUUAUGGAGUUAUCAAGAGAAUUUUGAUGAACUGAAUCAGAAGCUUCUGUACACCACAGUUGAACUGGAGACUGUGAAAAUGGAAGCAAACGAGGCGUUGAGGAAGCAUAAGGAGGAGGUUAAGCAUUUACUCAAUCUUCUCAAGGUUGCUUAUCAAGAAAGAAAUGAAGCUAAAGAUCAAUUGCAAAAAUUACUGAAUAAGUUCAUGCCUUCAAGCCCAACUGAAUUUCACCCCAAUAUUCUUUGUCAUCUCCCACAUGAAAGUCCUCUUGUAGUUGUACCAACAAAAGCAAAUUCAAGCAUAACUGAAUCUAAUAGUCAAUCAGAUACAUAUAAUCCCCAGUCACAUGGAUCAUCUCCUGUUGAUUCCUUUUUUGAUGCUGUUUCAUCCCCGGAUUUCUCCAACAUUAAAAUGGCUGAUUCAAGAAACUUGAAUUUUGUUAACCAGCCUUUUGUCCAUGACUACAGUGGUUCUAUGCCAACAGGAGUAGUCUCUUCAGGAGUAACCAAAAUUGAUCCGGUUGCUGCAGUUCUAGACAGUCUUGUUAAGGGAAAAACUCUGCCUCCAAAAGGGAAACUACUGCAAUCCGUGAUGGAAGCUGGACCUCUUCUUCAGACUCUUCUCGUUGCUGGCCCUUUACCGCGAUGGAGAAAUCCUCCUCCUCUGCAACCUUUCAAAAUUCCACCGUUUUCCAUAAAGGGUUCUGAAACUAUGAGCAUUAAUCAGAAACCGACUGCUAAUUCAGGCUGUGUUGCUCAAAGGUCAUUGAAUUCCUCAUCAUCCUAUCUUCAGAUGUCUCGUGUCUCUUCUCAAAUGUGCUCUACAUCCAUGUUAAAUUUUUCGACAUGUCCUGCUGCUGCUGCUCAGAGUAAUGGGAUGCUCUUAACUGCAGGUGCUAGCAUUAACACCCAAAUACCAACCAGCAAGCGACAAAGGUUUCAAUAUUGAGACUGUAGCCUUUGAUUCUGUCUUGUAAAAAUUAAUUUUUAGUGGUUGAUGGUGUAAAUGUGAUAUAUUUUCGGGUUUUAAACUAGACAUAGCAUUUUAACUUAGUUUAUUCCAUGGUGUGUCUUGGUAACAUUUGUUUCACCAGUUACAAAGUGGUGGUUGUACAGUAAAGCUGCUGGAUUUUUUCUCUUGCUUAGUGAGAAAGAUAACCCCACUUUUAUGACAAUGGAUUUGAAUGGUGCAUGGUAUUUCAAUAUCAUUUUUUAAAUAACUAAAUAUGAUGAUGUAUUAAGUAAUAUAUAAGUUAAAUAAUCACCAGUAGUACUAAUUGGAAUCAGAUGUUAUAAAUUAAACACUUUUCAAACGGCCUGUUUAUUUAUGUACUAUCAGAUUUGGCAUUUUGCUCUAGAGCAUCCUUGUAUCAGGGGCCUACUGACGAGAGUAG
Pistacia vera is the source of this 1470-nucleotide messenger RNA. RefSeq lists its product as uncharacterized. The record is from RefSeq and is a predicted model, not a curated record. Bases 60 to 1025 code for a protein of 321 amino acids. The transcript is spliced from 2 exons. NCBI's taxonomy places the organism in Eukaryota, Viridiplantae, Streptophyta, Magnoliopsida, Sapindales, Anacardiaceae.